Molecule: messenger RNA, 903 nt
Organism: Mesorhabditis belari
Lineage: Eukaryota; Metazoa; Nematoda; Chromadorea; Rhabditida; Rhabditidae
Source: the annotation of a GenBank genome assembly
AUGUUAUCUCCGAAAUAUUUCGGAGUAUUUCUUUUCAUUGCUUUAACUGAGGCAGCCGUGAAUCGUCGUGACACGGCUGUUCUCUCGCAAGUCAACAAUGUUUUCAAAGAUAAUUGUCGAGCCAAGUCAGGCGGCGGUUGUUCGUGUGAUAUCAAAUGGGGCGAUUCUGUUGAGCAACGAGAUUUCUACAGUGACACGGAUUGCAAGAAAUCUGUUGAACAACAAACCGUUGACAACAAGAAAGCCCUCAACAAAGAGAUUCAACAGAAAUUCGGAGGAUUCAAGGAUAACUGUUUUCCAAAGCCAUCUGGCGGAUGCAAAUGUGAGGUGAAUUUGGGUCGAACCGGUGAUGCACCACAAGUGAUCGAAUAUCACAAUGAAGCUGAUUGCAAAAAGAGUAUUGAGGCGGAAACAGCCGAAAACAAGAAAGACGUCAACGAAGAAAUCAAACAGAAAUACGGAGACUUCAAGGAGAAUUGCUUCCCAAAGCCAUCGGGUGGAUGUAAAUGCAAUGAGAAAGACGCGAGUGGAGCCGAUGUGGUGGCAUCGUAUUCAACUGAUGCACAAUGCAAGGAGCUCGUCCCGCGAAACAAGGAAAAGCGUGAGGCUCGCGAGGAUACCCGAACACAAUCGCAAUUCCAAGUCAAUGUUCGUCAACAAAAAGACUCCGAUUCUCCAUCGCAAAAUGUUCGUGAUCCAGUGAGAGAGCAAGCCCAAGCCAACUAUCGAGCUGUUGUCAACGAGUUGAAUGAAAAAUUCAAGGGAUUGCGUGAAGGAUGUUAUCCACGACCAAAAGGUUGCUUGUGUGUUACUGGGAAAGAUCGAAGCGGAAAUGACAUCACGAGACGUUUCAUGAAAGACACUGAAUGCAAAUGCACAGCCGGAUCACCUGGAUGUCCUGUU